Trichomycterus rosablanca is the source of this 1730-nucleotide messenger RNA. It is a transcript of the gene sgce, whose product is annotated as sarcoglycan, epsilon. Gene Ontology annotation, cellular component: membrane; sarcoglycan complex. NCBI's taxonomy places the organism in Eukaryota, Metazoa, Chordata, Actinopteri, Siluriformes, Trichomycteridae. The record is from RefSeq and is a predicted model, not a curated record. The transcript is spliced from 12 exons. Bases 124 to 1440 code for a protein of 438 amino acids.
GGCUCUGAGCGGUGGGAGGAGGGAGGAAUUCAGCUCCGGGUAGAGGGAUGCUUCUACUGCUAGUGACUGCUACAAUCAACGAAUCAAUCUCACCAAACUCACAUUCAGCGCGAAACAUAAACCAUGGCGUCGCUUGAAGUGUUCGUGUGGAUUUUAUUAGUGGUCACCAUUGUCUCCCGCUCACAUGCAGACAGGAACCUCUACCCUUCAGCUGGAGUGCUGUUUGUCCAUGUGCUGGAAAGAGAAUACUUUAAAGGGGAAUUUCCCCCUUAUCCAAAGCUAGGGGACACCAGCAAUGACCCAAUCACCUUUAACACCAACCUAAAAGGGUAUCCAGACAGGCCUGGGUGGCUGCGCUACAUCCAGAGAACCCCACACAGUGAUGGAGUGCUCUACGGCUCCCCCACUGCAGAGCAUUCGGGCAAACCAACCAUCAUAGAGAUUACUGCCUAUAACCGACGAACUUUUGAAACCGCCAGGCACAAUUUAGUCAUAAACAUCAUGGGGACAGAAGAAUUCCCCCUGCCCUAUCAGGCAGAGUUCUACAUAAAAAAUAUGAAUGUGGAGGAGAUGUUAGCUAGUGAAGUGCUGGGAGACUUCCUGGGUGCAGUGAAGAAUGUAUGGCAGCCUGAGAGGCUCAAUGCCAUCAACAUCACAUCAGCAUUGGAUCGGGGUGGCCGGGUGCCCCUGCCUAUCAACAACCUGAAAGAGGGUGUGUAUGUGAUGGUGGGAGCAGACGUACCUUUUUCGUCAUGUUUGCGUGAAGUUGAAAAUCCUCAGAACCGGCUGCUCUGCAGUCAGGAGAUGGAACCCAUCAUCAGCUGUGACAAGAAGUUCAGAGCCCAGUUCCUCAUUGACUGGUGCAAGAUCUCUCUGGUGGAUAUUACUAAAAUUAUCCCCGUGUACAAUACUCGCCCUGAACCAGGCACAGGAGUGCUACAAGAUAUUGGAGAGUACAAUCCCCCCUCUGAGUCGCUGAAAAGUAGGAACUAUUUUUCGGACUUUCUGGUGACGUUGGCUGUACCUUGUGCUGUGGCUCUUGUUCUCUUCUUCAUCCUGGGCUACACCAUGUGCUGUCGGCGUGAAGGAGUGGAAAAAAGAAACAUGCAAACACCAGACAUUCAACUGGUGCACCACAGCUCCAUUCAGAAAUCAACCAAGGAGCUGCGCAGCAUGUCAAAAAACAGGGAAAUCUCCUGGCCUCUCUCUACACUGCCUGUGUUUAACCCUGUGAGUGGAGAGGUGGUUCCUCCCAUCCACCCAGACAACUAUGAGACCACCAGCAUGCCACUAAUGCAGACCCAGACAAAUCUACAAAAUCAAAUCCAGAUACCCCAGCAACAACCUUCGGGAGAUAAUUACAGUAUGUCAACAUUUCGAAGGCUGGAGGUAAAUGGUAUUCCUGAAGAAAUGAAAGUGGCUGAAGCGCUCAACUUGUAGUCUUCUCCACUCUUAACUUAACUUUGUGUCCCCAUUGAUUGUAUUUCCACUUUGUGCCAAAUAAGCAUCUUCUGAUCUUCAUACAACGACUGAAGCUUAUGUAACAAUGGCCUCAUUCCACCUAGAAAAUGUACACCAGUCAGAUUUUUUUCAGGUGAAUAGUGUUUGAAAGCACAUUUAAAAUGACACAUUGAAGCUCUAAAUAAAUUAUCAUUGUUUAAUGUAAAGUUCUAUCUUACAAUAUGUUUUGAUAAAGAAACUAAACAAAUAAAUAUAAGAUGAAAAUCAAA